UUUCCUCCUUGAGCCGGAAAAUGAGGCAAUAUCCCAGCUGGCUGUUUUUCGCGAACUUUGGGAGGGGACGGUUCUCCUCUUGAUUUCGCUUCUGGCUCGCUUUUAAACGCAGCCCCCCCCCUCCCCGCUGCUGCCGCCGCCCUCUUCGUCCCCUCCUCUCCAUUUGGGUUUCCGAUUCAGGCUGGGAUCUUGACCAGCCUGCGGAGAGGCCUGGGUUUGCACUCCGGGGAGGCUCCACUUGGGGGUGGGUGGGGAGGGGAAUGAUGUCCCAUGAUACGGGCGAGAGGCCCCCCAACCCUGAGCCGCCCCCCGCCACGGUCUACGUCCUCGUGGAGGACCCGCGCUCGACUGACGCCCUGCAGCUGCUCAGCCUCAACUCUGUGCUCCCAGAGUCUGGGAUCGUGGCCGACAUUGAUCUGGAGAACAUCCUCUCACUGAGCAGUGACAGCUUCUACGAACUGAAGAGUCAGCCCAUUGGUGUCAGCCCUCCGAGUGGUCCAGCCCAAGGUCCCAUCAUGUCGUCCCGGGUGCUCCUUCGGCAGCAGCUGAUGCGGGCACAGACCCAGGAACAGGAGCGCCGGGAGCAGCAGCAGGCGGCUCAGUUCCCGGCUACACCUCCUGCACCUUCCACUCCUGCCAUUUCUAUGAGCCCGCUAGCUCGCCCCGCACCGGCCCAAGUCCCUGUGGAAGUACUGAAGUAUUAUGUGCAGCUUCCCGUCUCUGGAAACCUCUUGGAUGUGUACAGCAACCAAGGUCUAAUGGAGCCGGCUGUCACAGUCAGCAACUCCUGCCCAGCUGAUCUACCCAACAUCAAGAGGGAGAUGUCAGAAAACGAAGCGAAAGCAUUUCUGAAGGAAAGGCAGAAGAAAGACAACCAUAAUCUGAUUGAGCGACGGCGACGAUUCAAUAUCAAUGACCGAAUCAAAGAAUUGGGAACCCUCAUCCCAAAGUCAAAUGACCCAGAGAUGCGUUGGAAUAAAGGAACCAUCCUGAAAGCGUCGGUGGAUUAUAUCCGAAAGCUGCAGAAAGAGCAGCAACGAUCAAAGGAGAUGGAGCUCCGACAGCGCAAGUUGGAGCAAGCUAACCGCAGCCUGCAGCUGCGAGUGCAGGAGCUGGAACUCCAGGUCCAGAUGCACGGGUUGCCUUUGACUUCGACGCAGGGACUGCUGGCGCAGCCUUUGGGAGGAGACCCAGCUCCCACGUUUGCAGAGUCCCUCGAUUUGCCCUUCUCCGCCGAAGAACUGGGGCUGGGCCUUGCCCUGGGAUCGGAUGGGGGCGCCUUGCAGGACGUGCUCAUGGAUGAUGGGACUGCUCUAUCCCCACUCGGCGCCUCUGACCCACUGCUCUCCUCUGUCUCCCCCGGUGCCUCCAAGGGCAGCAGCCGCCGCUCCAGUUUCAGCAUGGAAGAUGAUUCGUGAUGGUAGCACUUGGACUUUGGCGAGUGGGAAAGGAGGAGCUGGAUGAGGCCCCACCCCUUGCCCUACCCCUGCUCAGACUUCUAUUAUUCUGAUCAACUUUGGAGACCCCUCCCCUCUGCUGUUAUAGGCCAGGUUCCUUUCUGAAAUCCCGCCCCUUCCCCUGACAUUCCGUAUUUCAAAGUGUUUAACUUCUGUCCCUUCAAAGAGAAAGGGUGGGCACGUUCAUCAUGGAUAUGAUUUCCUUCUGUGGAAAAGUGGGUGUGAACAGCUAAAAACACCAGAUUUCACCAGAAGCAGCAGAGAUUGACUGUGUCCUGUCGAGGGGUGGGACCAUAACCUUCGAACCUCUACUCAAGAUUCAGAAAUGCUAGGAAUAGUGGAUCUGUGCGUUUCCCUAACCCUGCCCUGUUUAUAAAUGUCACUUGUAGGGCAUUUCUUUAACACUGUGUGAGGAGUGUAUCGAUGCCUACCUGGGUUUGUUCACUCCCCUCUUUAUAUACCUUUGCACCUUCACUGUGGGAAAUCGAGGUGGGAGGGAAGCAGGAAAACUGACUCCCUUUCAAGACGUUUGCAUAGCGUAGCACCUCUUCCUCCUCCUUCCUUGCUUUUUUUAAUGAGCUUUAUUUUAUAUAGAUAUGGAACAUUUUUUAAUUUGUAAAUCUCACCCUUUUACCAUUCUUGUAUUAGGUUGGAGGACUGAAGGUUUCUCUAAACUGCCAAAAAUUGGGUGAAACCAUUCUAUUUUUAUUUCAUUGGCUUGGCUCUCUCUGUUUUAAUUCAGUCCUGGCUGAAGGAAAACCCAGGCAUUGUCCCCCAUGAUUUCUUUGUGGAUAAAGGAGGAGGGGAAAGAAAAAGAGAGAAAUAAUACUCUUGCACUUCCUUGUGUGAUCAUUUAAGUCUUAAGAGUAACAAUUUAAUUGUCACCUCCCCUGUUUUUAUUUCAAUAUAUACAUAUAUAAAUAAAUAUAUAUAAAUGGAAGUAUAAUAAAUUUUAAAGGAAUAUUUGGAUACCAAAUGGACUUUAAGAGAAACAGAGAGCAAAUAGGACUGCUAUUCUUUAUUGAAUCCAUUAUGCUAGUUUAUGAAAAUAAUGGAAGCGGGCUUCUGUAAAACCUCUUCUUUCAUGGGUGUUAGAUGAUGAGUGGUUGUAAUUGCUGAACAGACAAUCAUUUUGGCUCCAGGGUAGGCCUCUCACCUCUGUGUGAAUGCUGUCAAAGGUGCUCAUCUGAAGAAUUUGUUUCAAACGAUUUGAAAAGACGAAUAUUUUAGAAUGCCAGUAUUACUGGGUGUUGAUGCACAAUAUCCACAGUGAUACUGGAUGUCUAGAUUGGGAAGAAUGGAACGCGAGGGUUUGGCCUUUCAUGAACCGUGGCUCCUAUGCCCUAGAAGAGGAGUGGUUUCCAGCCUUAGUUAACCCCAGCGUUCUUGGACUGUAACUCCCAGAAACUUAGGGCAGCACAGCUGGUGGUGAAGGCUUCUGGGAGUAGCAGUCCAAGGACACCUGGAUUACCCAAGGUGGGGAACCACUGCUGUAGUAGAGGAUUGGGAUUAGAGGUGUACUAAUGCACCUGAAAGCAUGAUGCAAGUUUGUGGCUGGAGAGGGGAAAAGCAGCCUAUAGAUCUGGGCAGCUUGUGUGAGGAGUUCCUCUUGAUCAGCAAAUGAAAAGGUGGGAGUUAGCUGUUCACUGGAAGUAUGAACUGCUGGAAAGCUCAGUGGUUUAGCUCUCUGGCCGUGAGUUCAAUUCCCCGCUGUCCCUCCUUGACGGGCUGGACUCACUCAAUGAUCCAUAGGGCUCCUUCCAGCUCUGCAAUUCUAAGAUUAUUAGAUGACUCUUUAGUGAUGUUUCAGCCCAUCUUGCUGGCAAGCAGAAAGAGAACAGAGGGAAAGCAAAUGGGAAGAAUAAAGUUACCACAGCAUUUUCAGACCUGGAAGGAAAAGAGCCAAGCUCACAAGAGUGUGAUGUUCAGGGGAUGAAAGAGGAGCAUUACAGACUGAGGGAAGGGGCUGUUUUUUUUUUCCUUUCUUCCUGUGGUGGCUUCUCUAACCCCAAUGACCCAGUUGUCACU
This is a messenger RNA of Pogona vitticeps (central bearded dragon), 3485 nucleotides long. The record is from RefSeq and is a predicted model, not a curated record. Lineage: Eukaryota; Metazoa; Chordata; Lepidosauria; Squamata; Agamidae.